CACCCGGAAGUCGCUGCGGCGGGACUGCGACCGUGGCGGCAGAGCCCCCGGGACCCAUGUGCAUCAUCUUCUUUAAGUUCGACCCCCGGCCUGUCUCCAAGAACGCGUACAGGCUCAUCCUCGCCGCCAACAGGGAUGAAUUCUACCACCGACCGUCCAAGUCGGCCGAGUUUUGGGGGAACGACAAUGAGAUCCUCAGUGGGCUGGACAUGGAGGAGGGCAAGGAAGGUGGCACGUGGCUCGGCAUCAGCACGCGGGGGAAGCUGGCGGCACUCACCAACUACCUGCAGCCGCGGCUCGACAGGGACACCCGGGGCCGAGGUGAGCUGGUGACGCAGUUCCUGACGGGCGACACGGACAGCUUGUCCUACCUGCGGAAGGUCUCCUCGGAGGGUCACCUGUACAACGGCUUCAACCUCAUCGCGGCCGACCUGAGCACGGUGAAGGGAGACAUUGUCUGCUACUACGGAAACCGCGGGGACCCUGAGCCCGUCGUCCUGGUGCCAGGCACCUACGGGCUGAGCAACGCGCUGCUGGAGACGCCCUGGAGGAAGCUGUGCUUCGGGAAACAGCUGUUCCUGGAGGCGGUGGAGCGGGGCCAGGCGCUGCCCAAGGACGAGCUCAUCGCGCAGCUGCUGGCCGUGCUCAACAACGACGAGGCACAGCUGCCGGACCCGGCCAUCGUGGCGCAGGGCAGGGAGUACGUGCAGCCCAUUCUGAGCAAGUACGCGGCCGUGUGCGUGCGCAGCCCCCGCUACGGCACCAGAGCCAACACGGUCAUCCUGGUGGACGUUGAGGGCCACGUGACCUUCACAGAGCGCAGCCUGCUGGACCAGGACACGGCCCACUGGGAGACCCGCAGCCACGAGUUCCAGCUGCAGAGCUGACCAGCCCUCCUUUCCCUGGCCCGGCCACCGCAGGGCCACUGCCGGGAGCCUGGGCUGGCACCCCCAGACCGGGGCCUGCUGGCAUGUGUGUCUGCAUGUCCCCUCGUCCCACCCAACAUCGCCCUUAUGCCCAAGGAGAGUGACCGUGAUGGCACCUGGGCCUGGGGCAGGCCUGGUGGGCUGUGCACGUGGGAGAGUACCGAGGCCUCCCCAGGCACAUGCACAUGUUGGCACACACACAGCUCACAGGCACACGCUCACACAGGCACAAGCAAAGACAUGCACACGGGCAUGCCCACUAGCACGCCCAUGCACACACAGCUCACAUAAACACAUGUACAUGUACACACUCAGAUGCAUAUACACGUACAGGCACGCCCACUAGCGCACACAUGCACAGUGCUCGAAUAAGUGCACACACGCGUACACACUCAGAUGCAUACACACACAGGGAUGCUCACUAGCACACCCAUGCACACACAGCUCACAAAAACACAUGUACAUGUACACACUCAGAUGCAUAUACACACAUAGGCACGCCCAGUACCGCACACACACACAGACACACUGCUUACAUAAGUGCAUGCAUGCUUACUCAGAUGCAUACACACACACACAGGAAUGCUCACUAGCACACCCAUGCACACACAGCUCACAUAAACACAUGUACAUGUACACACUCAGAUGCAUAUACGCACACAGGCAUGCCCACUAGCGCUCACAUUCACACAGUGCUCGCAUAAGUGCACACAUGCUUACACACUCAGAUGCAUACACACACAGGGAUGCUCACUAGCACACACAUGCACACAGCUCACAUAAACACAUGUACAUGUACACACUCAGAUGCAUA
Choloepus didactylus (southern two-toed sloth) is the source of this 1740-nucleotide messenger RNA. RefSeq names its product transport and golgi organization 2 homolog (gene TANGO2). Gene Ontology annotation, biological process: Golgi organization; protein secretion. The coding region runs from base 57 to 887 and encodes 276 amino acids. The record is from RefSeq and is a predicted model, not a curated record. The transcript is spliced from 9 exons. Gene Ontology annotation, cellular component: Golgi apparatus. NCBI's taxonomy places the organism in Eukaryota, Metazoa, Chordata, Mammalia, Pilosa, Megalonychidae.